Toxotes jaculatrix (banded archerfish) is the source of this 1053-nucleotide messenger RNA. It is a transcript of the gene srp9, whose product is annotated as signal recognition particle 9. Gene Ontology annotation, cellular component: signal recognition particle, endoplasmic reticulum targeting. The transcript has 3 exons. Bases 113 to 373 code for a protein of 86 amino acids. Gene Ontology annotation, biological process: SRP-dependent cotranslational protein targeting to membrane; negative regulation of translational elongation. Gene Ontology annotation, molecular function: 7S RNA binding. Lineage: Eukaryota; Metazoa; Chordata; Actinopteri; Toxotidae. The record is from RefSeq and is a predicted model, not a curated record.
GUGAUUGGCUGUGCUCACGCUGCUGCUGAUGUGGUGUUCCGAAGAUAGCAAACCUGGUCGGCCGAUUCAUACGGAUUCUUCGGUAGAACAGUAACUUUGCUGUGGAAAAAUAAUGCCUUACUAUCAAACUUGGGAGGAGUUCGCCCGUGCAGCAGAAAAACUGUAUCUAACAGAUCCCAUGAAGGUCAGGGUGGUUCUCAAGUACAGACACUGCGACGGUAACCUCUGCAUUAAAGUGACCGACAAUGCCGUGUGUUUACAGUACAAGACAGACCAGGCCCAAGACGUGAAGAAGAUUGAAAAACUCCACGGAAAACUGAUGAGACUCAUGGUGUCCAAGGAGACGCACAGUGGUGCCAUGGAGACAGAUUAAAAUGCUCUGGAAGCACUGACCUUCUAGAGGACCUGGACUGAGUUCAGUGGACACAGUGAUUGUUGAGAGCACAGUACCAUCGGAGUACAAUGUGGAGUCUGAGAGCUGGGCGGUGGUGAAGAGGGAUUGCGGUGAUGUUGAUCUGGCCACCUACAGUGAUUUAAUACUGUCAGAGAUGUGAUAUAUAAACUGUAUAUAUUUUAUUCUCUCAGGAUUUUUUUUUUUAAUGAUACAUUCUUAGUUAUUAAAAAUCCCACCAUCCUGAUUUUUCUUGUCAGGCAUUAUUAUCACAUCCUUGAUGGUAUUAAUAUAAAGAAAAGUAGGCUGCUGGGAAAUUUUAGGCAAUAUAGACAUGGGAAAGUUGGGAGAAUGGGACAAAAUGUACAAGGACUACAAAUCCCAUGUUGUCUGAGACGUUUUGGUACCUUGAUGUGUUUAGAGGAGUUUGCCUUUAUUAUUAGUUUUAAAGGGGAUGAAAAGGUCAGGCACUGAAGCCACUGCAUGUCUUGUCUAUGUUGCAAUUUUUGUUUUUCUUCAUGGACUUGUGCCACAUGAAUGAAGCAGGGCCUUCUGAUUUCCCAACAACAGUGUGGAGAAUCCCCCACGCCUCCAAAUGCCAUUUCCUUUACUGAGAAUAAUUGCGUUACAUGUUCAAUAAAUGUUUAUUUACCCCAUUACAA